Messenger RNA from Clonostachys rhizophaga, 1428 nucleotides. NCBI's taxonomy places the organism in Eukaryota, Fungi, Ascomycota, Sordariomycetes, Hypocreales, Bionectriaceae. The record is from the annotation of a GenBank genome assembly.
AUGGCAGACCCCGGUAGUUGUACGAAACGUCAGGAGACUGUGGCAGUCGAGUCGGCUCCCAGCAAUACCGACGAUGCGUCGGACCACAGCUUCGUAGAACCUACUCCGCAAGUGAAGAAGAGCUUCUUCAAAAAGGCCGAUUUCUGGCUGGUGGGAUUCUAUUCGUUUGUAUAUAUCUUCCGAGUCCUGGAUUCAUCCAACUACGCCAAUGCAGCCAUCAUCAACCUCGAAAAUGGCACCAACAUUCGCCAACAACUCGGUUUCGACGCGUCAAAGUGGUCAUGGACGCAAUCCAUGUUCUCCUAUUCUUACAUGGUGUUUGAACCUACGAACACAAUCAUGCUCAAAGCUGUUCGUCCAUCAAGAUGGAUGUUUCUCAUAAUAUUCUUCUGGGGCGUGUGCGCUUCAUGUACCUCUGCCGUUCAAGGCUUCAAGGGCAUGAUGUGCCUUCGCUUCGCACUUGGAAUGGCUGAGGCAGGAUUUUACCCUAGUGUCCUAUUUCACAUGGCAUUUUGGUAUAAACCGAGCGAGAUGCCGCAGCGUAUAGCCAUAUUCUAUUCUGUUGGACAGGUCGCCGGUGCUGUUAGCGGCCUGCUUGCGUAUGCCAUUGGAUACAUGGAUGGCCUCGGGGGCCUUCCGGGCUGGCGAUGGCUCUUCCUUCUAGAAGGCCUUCCGGCGAUCAUUCUGUCAUUUGUUGCACUCUGGAAAUUACCGAAUUACCCAGAGACCGCCAAGCUACUGAAUGAGGAAGAACGCAAAUAUGCCACGACCCGUUUGGUGAAAACCGCGCCACAAGGAAAGAAGGGAAAUUGGGACUAUAAGUCUUUGCUUGUCCUUGUCAAAGACCCCACGUUCUAUACCUUCUCCGUGUUUUGGAUCUGUCACGGAAUUGGAGGAUUUGGAGUGGGCGUUGCGUUACCCACGGUCAUUUAUGAUCUAGGUUUCACAACGACAGCGAAUACCCAGCUCAUGAAUAUGCCCCCAUAUGUCGCCGCAUGCGUAUUCCUCAACAUCAUCGGCUAUUUAUUACAUAAAAAGAUUCUUCGUCCAUGGACAACUGCAAUAGGAAUCGAAGUUACAAUCAUGGUCUGUUACGUCAUUCUAUUCACUGUUUCUAUCCCCACUGUGCGCUACAUUGUUCUCAUCGUGGCCAUUUCGUGCGCUGGAUCUGCGUACCCGGUCAUCUGGCCCGAGCGUAUUCGAGCCCUGGAAGGCACAGUUGCUGCAGGCAUUGGAAUAGGGUGGACUAAUGCAAUGGCCCAGUUUAGCGGCAUCGUUGGGCCUCAUGUCUACAGCUCUGUUUUUGGGCCAAGCUAUCGCGUCUCGUACGGCAUUUGCAUGUCGUUCCUCGUCGUUGGUGUUUGCAUGAUCCUUACCUCGUGGUAUCUAGUAAGGCGCAAAGACCAGAAGCGUUCUUUGCAGUUCGAU